Molecule: messenger RNA, 4203 nt
Organism: Penicillium hordei
Lineage: Eukaryota; Fungi; Ascomycota; Eurotiomycetes; Eurotiales; Aspergillaceae
Product: NACHT and TPR domain protein
Exons: 2
Coding region: 1-4203 (1400 amino acids)
Molecular function (GO): protein binding
Source: RefSeq, a predicted model, not a curated record
AUGGUCGCUCCCACAGACCAGUCCUCCGCCAUUUGCAAUAAGGCGAUCCGAAAGUAUUACGAAAUCACCGGGGAGACUCUUGCGGUCGACUUCCUCACAAAUAUUCGAAGUGUCAGUGAUCUCACGAAAGAAAUUGACGAGAAGAACAUCGCUUUCCGAGAGUUCCGCGAAAAACGAGAGGCUAUCUUCGAUGUUCUCGAAGCGGCCCUAAUUCCCGUGCAGUUGUUCAGCAACCUCGCGGUUGGGGAAGCGGCGUCGAUGGUAUUUCCACCUAGUAGUCUCAUCUUUGGAGCCGUGAUGCAUUUGGUUGGUGCUGCAAAGGGAGUAUCGACCUCGUAUGAUGCGAUUGAAGACUUGAUGCAGAUGCUGCAGGAUUUCACCGUCCGACUGAGUACAUACACACAAGAAGCCAUUUCUGAGGCUCUAAGCGACAAGCUGAGCGAUAUCAUUGUUACCCUGAUCGAGAUUUUUGCCCUGUCAUCCAAGACGAUCCGACGGGGCCGACUACUUAAGUACGCCCGGAAUAUUCUAUUGGGUAACGAUGAUGCCAUUGGAGCCGCGAUGGUCAGACUUGAUAAGCUCACCCAGGUCGAGGCCAAGCUAGUUGGAGCUGAGACCUUGACCGAGUCGAAGAGAGCCGGCCGUGUAGUGGAUGGUAUAUCUAUGACCAUCAACGCCACCAAUGCGAAAGUUCUGGAAACUGGGAUGACGGUCAACCAGACGAGUGCACAGAUAUUUGAAGUGCAGGGGAUGCUAGAGAAGUUGAUAGCCUCCUCGAACGAGGAAAAGCAGGAUACCGGCGAGGAUCAAGAAGUCCUGCAAACGCUCAUUAAGCACGUUCUUAGGCCAUCCAUGGUUGAUUCAGCGCAAGAAUGGUUCGAUAAGAUCCACAAGGCGCGUUUACCGGGCACAGGAGAUUGGGUUCACACGAAUGAUGUCUUCCAAUCCUGGAUCAAUAAGGAAACUCCGGUCAUUUUCAUGUCAGGAAAUCCGGGUUCGGGCAAGUCGUUUUUGGCGGCAAACAUGAUCAAUUUCCUUCUUGAGCGGUUUCCCCCUGGCCUUCAGCGCAACCCGUUGGUCUCCAUCGGCUACUUCUUCUUCAAGGACGACAAACCCCAGACAAGGUCCUGUCAUCAGGCUUUACGAGACCUGGCUUUUCAAAUCAGCAAGAAUGAGCCAGGGUACCGAAAUUAUCUUCGGUCUAUCGAGGAAUAUGAGCAGAUUAGCACUCUUGAAAGCGCGUGGCGUCUCCUUUUCGUUGAAUACUUUUUGAAGAAACCCAAUAUUGAGAGCACCGUAUAUCUUCUGCUAGAUGCAGUGGACGAAACUCUGGAUGAGGAGCGGGGGAUCUUCAUCGAUCUUGCAAAGCAGUUGUAUAGCAGCCAGUCGUGCUUGCAGCUAGCCAUCGUUGGCCGACCUUAUAUUAGUGACCAAUUGCUCGAAGGCUUGGAGGCUAAGGUUCCAACCAUUCAUGUCACCAAACAGAAGAACUCUGGCGAUAUUACUCGGUAUAUCCACUCCAGCAUCAGAAGAUCCCUAGUUUUGCGAAGGGUCUCGACAAAUCUACGAAAUGAGAUAAUCGAUAAACUGUCGGCUGGGGCGGAAGGCAUGUUUCUUUGGGUGAACCUCAUGCUACAAGAGUUAGCUAAGAAGCGAAAUGAGACCAGUAUGCGGAAAGCACUGGAGCAGGCUCCUCGGGGGCUUAAGGAGAUGCUCCGACAUGUCUUGGCCACAUUCUCUGAGAGAUCUCACGAGGAGGAGCUCGAGUAUCUCAAUGAAACCUUGCUCUGGGUUACCUGCGCGGACCAACCGUGGACACUGGCCGAUUUAGAGGCAAUCCUCAGAUUGAGAUCACCCGAAGGGGAUGGCAUGAUUGACCUCGAAGGAGCCCUACGGCGCCAGUGGGCGUCAUUCUUCACCCUGGACCGAGAGGAUGGCCUUACCACUGCCGAACUAGAGAAUGGCUCAGCAAAUAUGGACGUGUUCGACUGGGACGGCAACCAGGAAAAGCAGGAUGCAUAUGAUAGCUCCUACGACGACUAUUUCGUGGACUUCAACUCAAAAAAGCGUACAACUACUGUCACCUUCUGUCACGCAUCCAUUGGCGACUUCCUCCGCGAUGAGUCGGAGGGCAAGGUGUGUGCUACAGGGGACCGCAUUGGUGUCGGUGUAAACUACCACGAAGCCAAAGCUCAUAUCCUCAAGACCUACUUAAGGCUAAUCACCAAUGCCGACUUUGCAACAAAGGCCAAUAAUUCAUACACGCUCGAACAUACUGCACGGAAUUGGUGCGAUCACCUGCUCACGACUAUCCCGUCCAAGUGUUCGCCAGAAAAUAGACGAGAAGUUAUGAAAAUGGUAUUGAUAGCUUUUCGAUCGGAAGAAUCAAUAUCCCGCUGGAUUUGGGGGAAUGUAUUGGCUCUUUCUACAGCUACCAUUAAAGCCGUUCGUCAAUGGUGGCAAGAUCAAGACGUCCGCGAGUUUCUAUCUCUGGAAGAGAAGGAAUUUAUCUCAACAACGGAGGGGAAUCCAGUUAAUUUAUUCAAACCAGUGGCAAUGUUCUGCGUCAAGGCCUGGCUGCGGGAAGACCUGGCUAGUCCUGGUCUCAUGGCCUCUAUAGUCUGGCGGUACCAAAUGUUGGUCAAGGGCGAGGAGGUCCAUGAUGAAUGUAGGAAUAUAACGGUGGCAGAACUGAUUGAGGCCGCUGAGUUUGGUGGCCCCGAGAAGACCAGCCAGUGGUUUCAACAAUGCGCAAUCGCUCUGCGUGAGUCGGGGUACCAAUCGGAGUCCCUGCGUUAUUUCAACAAGGCAAUGGAACUCAAUGCGGAUAAUUGGCGGAUCCUGUGGGAGCUAGCACAAACAUAUCAUUGGGAAAAUGAUUGGCAGAAAUCCAUUGAGCUGUCGGAACGGGCACGACUAAGUUUGUUGACCACAAUUUCCGAGUCAUCAGAUGGCGGGCCACUGAAAGAACAUCUGCAUAGGUGCCUGGAGCAUAUGGGCCGGGUUUAUGAAGAACAAGAUGACCAGGAGAAACGAUUCGAGGUCAUCCAAGAGGCAUAUCAAUAUGCACCCUCUUGCUGGAAUUGUCUCGAGGCCCUUCUGCAAUACCAUAACGACAAUGGAGCCUACGAAGUCACCAUGGAAUUGUUGAAGAGGAUAGCAGAAGAACCGGCUCGCGAAGAAGAUUCCUCGGAAUUAACUCAAUUCUUCCUAGGCAGCGUAUUUGGUGUGGACAGGAAGGCCAGGCUUGCUGCCGAUGCCGCAUUGGCCACCGAUGAUCUUAACUUCGUAUUGGAGAGCCUGCAGACGACGGCCAAGGUAGCUCGAACAGAAUCGAGGACGUUGAUUGCUGCAGAGGUCGACAUGGCUAUCGCUCGAAUCUAUAAUGAAAUCCUUUUUGACCACCCGAAGGCAAUCAGGUGCUGGGAGAAUAUUAUGGAUACGUACUCUUCUUCUUCCCCCGGGAGCUUGAUAGGGACUAUUAGGCAGAUCGCCUGCUCAAAUCUGGCUCACACGUUUCUCUGUGACGCAGUCGAAGUUGGAGUCGACACACCAGAGGCAGAAGAAUCUGUGGCCAGACUUGAGCAGCUCGCUCAUGAAAGCCAGAAUUAUCUCUCAGAAAGCUGCGCAUUCGUGCCAGACGUAUACUUGGGCAUCUACUACCGCCUCCGAGGGCAAGCCGAGCGGGCGAAGGCUCUCUUCCGACCCUCCCUACAACGAAGCGUUCAAAUCCUGCGCGAUGAUAAUCCUACGAACGAUAGUCUUUCCGCCCUACGCUAUACUCUGAUGAGAGCGGGAGACUUUGAAAAUGCUGUUUCAAUUGCCUACAUGUCGGAACAGGACGGCAGCGACUCUUGGUAUAUGUGUCGCGGCCCAUGCCGGCGAAAGGUACCUACUCGGAAUGGGUUUUCUAUCUGCCUCAUCUGUUUGGAAGAAUUGUGUUCGAACUGCGUGAAACUAAAGGAGGGCACUCCCAAGAAGAGAUGUAAUUCUCAGCAUGUUGAGUACUUUAUCUCCAUUCCCCCGCAGAUAGAAAAUAUUUCCGGCGGCAGCAUGCUGGUGGACGACAAGGUGAUGGAGUUUAAGACGUGGUUGAAUCGGUUGAAGAAAGAAUGGGCUCUUGGUGAUUGCAAACCCGAUUGCACUGAAGCCCCCCAUUUGGAUAUCGGUGACUUUCUAGCAGCCUGUGUAGAGUAUUUCUAG